AUGGCCAAGCUUGCUGAUAACCUCACUGAGGAGGAGCGGGAGGAGCUAGAAAAGCAAGAAUUUGAAACCGGUCCACUUUCCGUACUAACAAAUGCUGUCAAGACGAAUACCCAGGUUCUUAUUAACUGUCGAAACAACAAAAAGCUCCUUGGACGCGUUAAGGCUUUUGAUCGCCACCUUAACAUGGUUCUUGAGAAUGUUAAAGAAAUGUGGACCGAACAUCCUAGGCCUGGCAAAGGAGUAAAGAAAUCCAAACCUGUGAACAAGGAUCGUUUUAUCAGCCGGAUGUUUCUUCGUGGUGACUCGGUUAUCAUUGUCCUCAGGAACCCCAUGACUACUGCUUCUAGGCUGAACUGA
This is a messenger RNA of Protopolystoma xenopodis, 357 nucleotides long. The record is from the annotation of a GenBank genome assembly. Lineage: Eukaryota; Metazoa; Platyhelminthes; Monogenea; Polystomatidea; Polystomatidae.